CCGAAAUGUAAUUAGGAUAGAGAGAGAGGGAGACGGACGCUGUUCCCAACGAUUCCGAUCUCCCCCUCCCCCCUCCGCAGAGCUCUCUGCCCGUCGCGGUCGACCAAUUCUUCCACAAGGUAGUGAAAGAGCUCCCUCUUCUUUCCUCCUCCAUCCCUCCCGCGAGCGACUGAGGCACCGGGAAGCCCCCCUUCCCCUCCGUCUUGGCCUUGGGUGUCGGUGAGAAGCUCCGAGCCCUUGGCCGCUCCUCCUCUUUUCUCCACCACGCCGCCUUGAUUGAUGGAUUCCAGCGGCUUCGGUCACAGGGUGGACAAGGAUUCUGUUGCUGCACGAAAGGUUCAGAAAGCAGAUCGUGAAAAACUAAGGAGAGAUAGACUAAAUGAGCAGUUCUUGGAGUUGGGAAAUGCAUUAGAUCCAGAUCGACCCAAGAAUGACAAAGCAACUAUUCUAGGUGAUACAGUACAGAUGCUAAAGGACUUGACUGCUCAAGUCAAUCGAUUGAAAUCGGAAUAUAAUUCACUUUCAGAAGAAUCUCGUGAGUUGACGCAAGAGAAGAAUGAGCUUAGAGAUGAGAAAGCAAAGUUGAAGUCUGAAAUUGAUGAUCUGAAUGUCCAAUAUCAGCAAAGGCUUAGAGUUUUUUAUCCUUGGGCCACAAUGGACCCUUCACUUGUUAUAGGUCGUCCUCCAUAUCCAUUCCCAAUGCCUGUUCCAAUUCCCUCAGCUGCAAUACCUAUCCACCCAGUACACUCUUAUCCCUUCUUUCAUGGCCCGAUUCCUGGGACCAUUUCAAAUCCAUGUUCUACCUAUAUGCCAAAUUCCCCCAGCAAUCCUCAAGUUGAACAAUCAUCAAACCAGCAUAUUAAUCAAAAUAUGCAUAUAAAAGAUAGCAGAUCACAAACCUCAAGCCAUCAAGAUUCUAAAAGCAAGCCAUCUGAUCAGCAUCAGCGGAACUCUGGACAAAGAAGUGAUGAUUUUAGUGAUGUUGCAACAGAGUUGGAACUCAAGACUCCUGGAUCUGCAGUUCAUUCUCAGUCAACAUCGGCACAUGACGAGGACCUGUCCUCUGAAAUGAGAAAAGGGAAACAGCUGCCGCAACACAAGGGAAGUGGUGCUUCUACCUGUAGCAGUUCAAGCAGAUGUUCUUCAUCUUGCAGCGUGCCAGAUGACAAUUCCAAUGAUGUUAGAGAUGGCUCAGGCCCCGAGAAGCAGUGAUGUCCAAGUCCAAAAGGUGCUUCUUAUCUUUUUCAAAAUUAAACAAUAGGAGACUUGCAUGUUUAAUCCUGUCACUGCAGUCAGGAUCCCUCAAACUAGUUCUUUGAGAUAAGCAUAUGACUUCUAGCAAUGUCAAUCAGGAAAUCACCGAAGAAACUGCAAGUUAUUUACAGAGCUAUUUGCAGUUUCACCUUCUGAGAAGGCUUCUAAUCAUGGCGCACAUGCAUGACUUGCUUAGUUGCGUGUGUGGUUCAGACUGAAACUACAAAUAACUUGUAAAAUCACUUGAAGUUAUCUGACGAUUUCCUGAUUGAGUCGCUUGCAGUCAUAUGCUCACACAUCAAAGAAUUAGUUUGUUGGAGACUGGUGCACGGGAGGAGGCCCGAGCUGAUAUCUAUAUACACACAGUGUUUCAAGUAGCUAACUUAAUGAGCAACAAUGGUUUUAAACUACAUGGAUGUCCCAAAGUUUCGUGAAAGAACUGGAAGAACACGACAGGAUGGUUCAAGGUUCGUGAAGAGAGAGAAAAAUCUAUAUAACAAGCAUAGUAACUUUUUCUAGCCACACAUCUAUGAAGCCAGGAGAUUCCUGUGUCAUAAACUUUCUGGGAGUCACUUGGGUGCGCAAUCCUUGAUUGAAUGAUUCCCGGAAAUAUGGAAAUGUGGACGGCACAGGAAGAACUCAUGGGCUCGGGGAAGCUGCAAGUUCUGCAGCCCUAAUACGUUGCCCAAGAUCAGUGUAAGGGUUUUGUUGGGGAUUCCAACCCAUUCCAUCUCUUGUUAGCAUGGUUCUCCCUUGUGUCUCAUUGCUUGCAGAUGGAGGGGAAAGCUGCCGAACACAGGCCCGAAGAAACCCUAAGAUAGUUUGUAAAUAUUGGAGCUUAUCUGAGUUGCUGUGAAAGAUGUAUCAUUAUUUAGUCAAUGACAAGCAGUAAAGAUGGGUUUUUUUA
Molecule: messenger RNA, 2161 nt
Organism: Musa acuminata AAA Group (dessert banana)
Lineage: Eukaryota; Viridiplantae; Streptophyta; Magnoliopsida; Zingiberales; Musaceae
Product: transcription factor bHLH121
Exons: 5
Coding region: 280-1212 (310 amino acids)
Biological process (GO): intracellular iron ion homeostasis
Molecular function (GO): DNA-binding transcription factor activity; protein dimerization activity
Source: RefSeq, a predicted model, not a curated record